AUGAUUAAACAACAGCAACCACAACAACUUAAGGCACAAAGCACCCAGGUCCCUCAGACCAUUACAUACGCCAUAUAUGCAUAUAAUUCAAAGACGGCAGAACAAACGCAAAGGUUGAAAUAUGGAGAUUUGGAGAUAGUAUUGAAAAAUGACCAUUUCGAAUUCGUUUGCAAAGGUGGUGCGGUGAUAUCAAAUAUAAAAGAAAUUUUAUUUAUGAAUUCAAAAAUUAAAGGAAUAACGGAUGAUAUAACAUCAAUUCCACCAGAAGAACAAAGAUAUUACGCAUUAAAUGCAUUUCCUAAAGUUUUGAAGAUUGGAAGAUUUAAUUUAAAUGAGGAAUUCAUAAAAGGUUUCCUAAAUGACAUAAUGGAGAAGGCAAAUUUGGUUUAUGUUGAUGAAAAAGAUAAUGAAAUUAAAGAAAAGGUUGAAUGGUAUCAUGAAUGGACAUCGGAGACUUUUAAAGUUAAAGCUGAUACAAAAUGGGUUUCAGGAUGUUUAGACCUUAAAGCAGAUAAGGAAUACGUGGAUAAUGAGUUAAUGAAGAAAGCAGAUAAGGAAAAAGUUAUUUCAUUCAUUAAUACUGAGUUAGCAAAGAAAGCUGAUAUAUCAUUUGUUAAUGAAGAAAUAAAACAAUCAAAGGUUUAUUUUACCCCAUCAUUUUUAAAUUUUAUGAAAUCAUCAGAUAAAACAUUUGAAGAUAUUGAAUGGUUAUGUUUCGAUGGAGUGACCAUGUAUUUAUUUUAUACAGGUGGAGUGCUUUAUUAUUUUAAAACAAAUGAUUUUAAAAACUAUGAAUCAUUUACUCCAUCCGUUUUGAAUCCUGAUACACGAGAGCCAAUCAUUAAUCCAAGAAUUUUAUAUGUUGAAUAUAAUAACGGAAAAUUUAUGGGAAUGAUAACGGAUGGAGAUGAUUUUUGCCCUUGUUAUUCAUUCGAUUGUAUCCAAUGGUUCAAAUGUAAUUUAAAUCAAGAUGUUAAAUUUAAAUAUUCAAAUAAUCCUAUUAGAUGUGUUAAUAAUAAAUGGGUACUAAUUUAUGAAAACAAUCAAAUUUUCAUUAGUGAGGAUGGGAUAAAUUAUUAUAUGUUUAGUAUGAUGUCAUCAGAUUUGAAAAUUGAUUAUAGAAGUAAAUGGUAUUACAUUAACAACAUGUAUUAUAUCCUACAAAAUGAUAAAAUUUAUAGAUCAUAUUCAAUACCAUUUGGUCGUUUUGAACAAAUUUUUCAAGCUGAUGGAGACAUUGAAGCUUUAUGUUAUGCUUCAAAUGUUUGUGUUCUUGUUUCAGGUAGUAUGGUGUAUUCAUAUCCUGUAAGUUAUAACAGACAUAUUUAUUUAUCACAAGAUUUUUCACAGGAUCCAGAGAAAACACCAAAUUGGGAAUUGGUUUAUUCAUUCACUCCAAAAUUUACUCGAAAUUAUAGAUUUACAAAUUUGUUUUAUAUUGAUGGGUAUUUCAUUGCUUUUGGAUGUGGUGAUUUAGUAAAUAUCAGUAGUGAUGGAAGAAAUUGGUCUGAAAUCACAAAAUUUCAAGAUGUUAAAAAAGCAAUUUUCAAAAAUAAUAUGUUAAUAUUGAUGAUAAUACCAAUUUUAACGUCUUACACGAUUUCAAUAUUAUAUAAUAAAUUCAAUAUUCAUAAUGGAUUAAAGAAGAAAGCAGAUAAGGAAUAUGUUAAUACUGAGUUAAAGAAGAAAGCAGAUAAGGAAUAUGUUAAUACUGAGUUAAAGAAGAAAGCAGAUAAGGAAUAUGUUAAUACUGAGUUAAAGAAGAAAGCAGAUAAGGAAUAUGUUAAUACUGAGUUAAAUACAAUGCUUGAGAUAAUUUACCCCAUUGGUUCAAUAUAUACAUCAAUGAAUUCAACAAAUCCGGCAACAUUAUUUGGAUUUGGUACAUGGCAGCAGAUAACCGAUCGUUUCUUAUAUUGUGCUAACUCAUCAAAACAAACCGGUGGAAGUAAAACAAUUACGGGCGAAAAUUUACCUGCUCAUAGUCAUUACGUUAAUUUAAACACAACCGAAGCAGGAUGGCAUAAGCAUAGAUAUUGGGAUUGGUCAGGAAUGACAAAAGGUAAAGGAUAUGAUGUUAAAGAUGACGUGAAAUUUGCUAUUAAUUGUUACUGGAACGAUACACAGGGUUCAGGUAAUCAUACACAUAAUGUUUCAGGAUAUACACAAACAACGGGACAAAGUAAAGAAUACAUGCCACCAUUUAUGACUGUAUUCGCAUGGUAUAGAGUUCAAUGA
Molecule: messenger RNA, 2238 nt
Organism: Trichomonas vaginalis G3
Lineage: Eukaryota; Parabasalia; Trichomonadida; Trichomonadidae
Product: keratin-associated protein family
Exons: 1
Coding region: 1-2238 (745 amino acids)
Source: RefSeq, a predicted model, not a curated record